GUCCCACCAGCUCUGUACCAAAGAGCCGAUGCGCGGCCAGUGACCUCACGGCGCCAUAUUAAAACGGCUCCCUCCUCUUAGCUUAGCCGCCAGUCUGCCUCACAUCCACCAAGCUGACGGAGGUUAUGAUGGAAGUCGACUCGCUUCAAGAGGCACUCAGAGAUUUUGACAAGAAGACCAAGAAGGAACCAUGUCCACUGCUGGAGCAGUUUCUUUGCCACAUUGCCAAAACUGGAGAGACCCUGGUCCAGUGGUCUCAGUUUAAAAACUACUUCUUGUUUAAGUUGGAGAAGGUGAUGGACGACUUCAAAGCAUCAGCUCCUGAGCAAAGAGGACCCGCAAAUCCCAACGUAGAAUCCGUUCCUUUCGAAGACAUGAAGGAACGGAUCCUGAAGAUCGUCAACGGAUAUAACGGUAUUCCUUUUACAAUCCAGCGUCUGUGCGAGUUACUCACAGAACCAAAGAGGAAUUACACAGGAACAGAUAAAUUUCUUCGAGGAGUAGAGAAGAACGUAAUGGUGGUCAGCUGUGUUCAUCCCAGCUCAGAGAAAAAUGGAUGCAGUGCAGUGAAUAGAAUGAAUGGAGUCAUGCUUCCAGGAAAUACAUCGGCUUUCACAGAAAGAAAAGUGAAUGGUCCAGGAACUCCACGACCACUGAACCGACCAAAGGUGUCUCUGGCCAACUCUCUCUCAGCUAACGGACUGCCUGACAGCACAGAUAACAAAGACGGCAUCAACGCAGAGCAAGAGGCAGAUAAAGACUCCAGUGAGCUGUCGGCGUCGGCUGGAUCCCUAGGGAGCUCCGUCAAGAACAAACACACAGACACGGAGGAGGACAUGGAGGCUGAGCAGCAGGAAGUGAAAAGACUCAAGUUUGGCGAGGAGGAUGAUGAGGAAGAGGACGAAGAGGAGGAGGACGAGGAGGAGGAGGAUGAGGACGAGGAGCAGGAUGUGGAGGCACAGAGGUCUGCUUCGCUUGCCACCAACAUUUCGAAAGACGCCGAGGCUGAAGCCAUGGUCCAUGAGGAUGAGAAGACCAGCUGUAGCAAAGAUGCUGAAGCUUCGAGCAGUGUGACGGUAGCAGAAGACCAAGAGCCAACAAGCAGCACACCUCCUGAACCAUGUGCAAGCUCGGGCCAGGAGACGGAGCAUGCCGAGCGGGAGGUGCCCUGCGGCUCCCAGGAGGACGGCGGUGACAUGGACCAGACGGAACAGCAGGCGCCGGCCUGCGUUGUCAAGAGCCCCGAGACCAGCGGGGAAAGCAACAGCGACCCAGUGAGCAGUAGCAGCUCCCAUGUCGAGGAGAGCGCGGAAGUGGGCUCAGAAGAGGCGUCUGCGGCCCCCUCCAGCAGUACGACUGAACCUCCUGCCGAGGACGCGGAGGAAAGUUGCGCCUCGAACACUGGGACCACCGAGGAGCCCAUGGAGCAGGACUAGCCCACUGAGAGACCAUGAACCAGCUCUGAUCCCAGUGUGACUCUCGCUGGGAACGAGGAUACUGCACCUCAAACACAAGAUGAACACCUCAUCCCAAUUUUGGGUGCCCUGCUCCCUUGAAAUGGCCCCCUGCUGGCAUUGAUGUGGACUUCAAAAUAAAAUUUGAUUUCAUUUUUCUUUUUUUAACUGGAAUAUUUUAUUGAUCCCCACCCCUCCCACCUUUUUUUCUCCCCCCUCUAAAGAUCAUAUUGUUUCAGCGGCCUUUUGUUUCCUCUGUAUGUGGGAGAGCUGCGGUGGUCCUCCUGGUUCACUCACUGCAUUUGUACUGGACCCGGACACAUUUUUGUACCCUUUAAGCCCGGAACCACGCUUGUAAGGUCCGAGCCAUAACAGCCACUUGUUGAAACUGCCUGACAAGCCAAGUGGUGACCUGAGCCCAUGAUCUCCACCGGCUUCUGGACUAACCCGCUUCGCUCCCACAUUCUUCUCAGACGGACGACUUCUCUUUGCGUCUCCUUUUUGUUUAAACCAGCUGUUUUGUUGCCCGACACACUACCGAUCCCACCGAACAAUGCUAUAUAACAUGCUACCUUGUAGAGGCUCCCUCUGUAAACUGUUAUAUUUUGGAUGCAUAAAGGAACCACCAUAAUUUAUGAUUUCACUUCACCCAGUUGUUUUUGUUCGCCGGUUGUAGUUUCUGAAAAGACAGCUGAGGACAAAGAGCUGCUUUCUUUGUAUCGUGACGUCACCUCGUUGUUUUGCCAGAAGAGUUACUGGGUCGCCACUUCCACACACGUUUCUGCAGCUGUACUUUUUGAUAUUUAGAAUUUUAAAUUUCUGUAAAGUAGAUUUUUGUAGAUUGUAAUACGGUAAGUGUUCACUGCCUUUGUGAAAACAUAUAUAAUUGUAUAAUUUCCGUGUAUACUCUGGAUGCUUUUGCUCUCGAUGCGGUAUUCAGAAACAGCAAUAAAU
Messenger RNA from Synchiropus splendidus (mandarinfish), 2408 nucleotides. RefSeq names its product protein phosphatase 4, regulatory subunit 2b (gene ppp4r2b). Gene Ontology annotation, molecular function: protein phosphatase regulator activity. The transcript has 9 exons. NCBI's taxonomy places the organism in Eukaryota, Metazoa, Chordata, Actinopteri, Syngnathiformes, Callionymidae. The coding region runs from base 126 to 1436 and encodes 436 amino acids. Gene Ontology annotation, cellular component: protein phosphatase 4 complex; nucleus; cytoplasm. Gene Ontology annotation, biological process: protein dephosphorylation. The record is from RefSeq and is a predicted model, not a curated record.